Molecule: messenger RNA, 3814 nt
Organism: Lethenteron reissneri (Far Eastern brook lamprey)
Lineage: Eukaryota; Metazoa; Chordata; Hyperoartia; Petromyzontiformes; Petromyzontidae
Product: collagen alpha-1(I) chain-like
Source: RefSeq, a predicted model, not a curated record
UCUGAUGUGUGGAGUUAAAUCGGCGGUCCGCCACGAGACUGUCGGUUAAGGCAACGAAGUGAGUUGGUUGAAGGGCAGUUGGGGUGGAGUUACACCUGGAGAGGAGAGGGAGCCAUUGGGUUGCUGUGAGCUCUGUAUGAAGAAGCGCUGCAGACCUCCUCCUGACGCUACAACGAUUUUGCAGCUCAAAAUUGGACAGAGCGCAACACUCACGCGCGACUACUCCAAAGAAUAUUAAAGCCAUUCGUCAAUCCACCGCUGAAUGACGGCCGCUCCGCGCCGUGUCGCUCACGAGGGUUGUUCGACCAUACUUCACCACGCUGGACAAUGGGUGCGAAAAUGAGCAAGAAGAGGAAGGGGCGAGGCGAUACGGACGAGGCCAAGAGCCAGACGGAGCAGGCGGAGCAGGCGGGCAACGCGGAGGGCGCAGUCGAGGAGACCCGGAGCCAGGACGCGGGCGAGGCUGGAGGCCCCGAUGAGACCGCGGGCAGUGAGGCCACGGACGACGCAACGGGCGGAGCGGUCGCCCUCGAGGCCGACGGAGGCUCUCGUCGGGCAGCUCAGACGGCCGCAGGAUCGCCCAGCGAGGACGCGGACCCUGAAGCGGGAGCCGAGGGAGAGGCCGCGUCACCGGAGGUGGACCCCGAGGCUCGGUCAACGCAGACAAAACCGGCGGGAGACGUGGCCGAGAGAGCCGCGGCCGCGGAGACGGCGGCAGCGAAGGAGCUCGGAGCGAUGCCGGGGAACGAGAGCGACGAGCGGGCGGGAGCAGCCAGGCGGUUCGCCCGCGGAGUCGGCAGUCGUCCGAGCAGAAGCCGGGCUCCGGGCGGCCCGCCGGCGACGAGAGGGUCGCACCGGAGCGGGCGGGCGGGGGAGGGAUGCCGACCGAACCCUGGCGAGGCAGCCGCAGCUGCUGCAGCCAAGAGCCCCGAGUCCCGCGGUGGCGACGCGGGGCACGGGGCGGCUACUCGAGCGCCGGGCAAGGAAGGCGCCGCUACCGCAGCGGGGUCACCGCCGGGGGUCGAGACGCGACCGCAACACGCGGGUCUGGCCGUGUCCCCAGGCUCCGGCAAGCCGCCACAGAUCGCACCCAGCUCGAGCUCCGGAUCCGACGCGGGGACUUUCGCCGUGAAAUUGGAAUCAAAUGCGGAGCGCGUCGAGAAGGAGGUGGAGGAGGUGUGGGUGAGGAGGGAUGCGGUGGAGGCGACGCACGCGGCAGACAAACCCAAACGGAAUUCCCACCACGACGGCGGUGAUUCCACGGCGCCCGAACCCGAUCCGAUUCUCCCGGUCGCGACGGAGGUCAUCAGGAUGGCAAUGGAGCCAACUCCGCCGCAGGGGGUCACCGAGAGCCAGGGUCGGGGCCUCGAGGACAAACGCGCGACGGCGGUGGCAUCGACGGCAGAGGCUGCGAAGACGCCCACGGCGAUCGUAGCACCCUCGACGAAGCGCCACUCCGAAGCGGAUUCCGUCCGGGGCAGUGAAGUCGCAUCGGUGCCGGAGCUCGGCGAGACGGCGACAUCGCCGCGGGCGGACGAUUGCGCACAGACGGCCGCGGCGCAGUUGGCAACUCGGGGGAAUGUUGACGAGGUGGCGGCCAAGCCGGGGCCCCGGGGACCCACUCCGCUGGCGACGGAUGGCGUCGCGGUGUCGCCGGGAACUCCCCACGGCGACGGGGCUUUAGCGGUGCUCGACGAGGGCGUCCCCGCCUCCCCCGGACAGCAGCAGCCGCCCUCCCCCGCGGCCCCCCGAGGAAACGACCACGACCACGGUGGCAGCGGGCAGGCGCCAGCAGCGGCGGCCGUGGCGGAUUCGUCCGCGGAUGCCGCGCGCACGAACGGGGCCUUGGAUAAAGGAGUUUGCGACGACGAUGCGGGAUCUGCAGGCGCCGCCGACCCUGUUAGCGGUGGCGCUAGUGCCAGUGGUGGUGCUGCUGCUGCUGCUGCUGCUGGUAGUGGUGGUGGUGGUACCAAUGGACAUCACCGCUGCGAUGAUGUCAACGGUUAUGGCACCGCCAGCGCCAAUGAUGAUGGUGAUGAUGAUGGAUGGUGGAGGAGGAGGAGGAGGAGUGCGUGGUGAAGGUGGUGCUGUCGCGCCAGCACAAGAAGCCAAAGCCGUCGACGAGACCCAUCCUCAGACGUCACCUCAAGGGGAUCAGGUCGUUGUUGAUGGGCACCCCAAAGCCCCCUCGCGUCGCAAGGGGAACAGAGGAGGAGGAGGCGGGGGAGAAGAUGGGGAAGAUGCUGAAUUUGGGGAGGCGGUCGGAGGAGAUGGGGUGGCCACGGCGGGGAAUUUGAUCGAAUUUUAAGGGGAGCGGUGACUUCUGAGCAGCCUGCUGUUGAAAUUCGAAUGAAAAUGAAAUGACAAGAGACUCUUAAAUGCAACACCAGAGGCGCCAGUGACUGCUCACUACAUCACAACGCUUGCACACGCCACUCUGUGUUUUCAUUCCCUUAUUUAUACAAACUCCCUCCCGUCUCUCUGCGUCUCUUGCCUCUGUAUCCAUCUGCAUGCCGGGUAGUGACACGACAGCCACUUGACAUACGGUAGAAGUAGUAGUAGUGAUAAUAAUACGACUAACGAUCAAUUCCUACCUUUUUACGGGACGUUAAUUGCGUGCUCUAUACCCCCCCACCACCACCCCCUGGACAGCUGCAAAGAUUUCGAUUUAAAGCUUUCGUGACUGCAGGGAUUCAUCUUCUUGGUUCUUUCGGUAAAGUCACGUAGAAGGAAAAUAAUAAAAUGAUAAAAAUAAAACAUAAUAAAAUAAUUCUCACGACGUUUCGGCCACAACAGGUCUGUCGGCCUUCUCGACAGACCUGUUCUCCACCUGAAGACGGCUGCUUGCGUUGUGGCCGAAACGUUGUGAGAAUUAUUUUAUUAUGUUUUAUUUUGAUUACUUUAUUAUUUUCCUUCUACGUGACUUUACCGAAAGAACCAAGAAGCCGCAAAGAUGCCCGUGACUGGACGCACGGGUGGCGUUUGACCACGAAAGAAGUGAAUGGCGAACCGAACGUGAAAUCUCCCUCGUCUGGAGCAAUGCUCUCACGUCUCCGCCAACCAAACACGAGCCCCCAGCGUGCGGCCCUAAGUGUUGUACCGGCAAAGCAGAGACCCAUCGAGAGUCGUGCGCGCAUCUUGCAGUGACGGCGACAGAAAUAAAUGAGCGCGCUCACGUCGCUACCCCACCCCUCCCUCCCCUCUAGUACCCGACCAGUGCGGCCAAGAUGCUUGCAGCGACGUUGGCGGGGCCGUUUAAAAUCGCUGGGCAUCACGUGGCCACGGGCUGCGUGGCCACGUGUUCAGCUACACUCGGGUACUGGGUUCCUUCUUGUCCCUCCUCCCACGACUCCUCCCCUCCUCCUCCUCCUGGUUCAGCACUCCGCCUGGGCUCUUCACGUUUUGCCGGCUACAAUGCCACACGCGGCUACAUCGUAUAGCUCCUUCUCCGAAAGUCCAGUGGCGUGGUUCGCAUGCCCAGAGCCUCCCCGAGACCACAACUCCAAUUCCCAUUCCCUUCUCAGCCCGUCGCCUGCGUGGUCCCCCUCCGACUCACGUGGUGGCAUCGGCGCAGUUGCACCGCCUGUACCCUCCGUAACCUACUCCACUGCUGUAGUCCCAUUCUGUGCUGUAGAUCGGCGAACCCGAUUAGAGGUCGCAUAGUGCGUGACAUUCCGGAGGCUUUAACUACUGUAUACCGUAUAACACUUGUACCGGUUUUAUCUAUCACUUCGUCUGUAGUAGUGCCGCUUUCAAAUGCAAUGUAGUAACGACGCGAAUAACUGGACGGUUCUAUUAAACACUCCUUACGUUA